AUGUUGCUAAAAGCAAAUGACGAUAAUUCUAUUAGUCUAAAGCAAAUUUCAAAUCUUGGUUAUUCAACAAUCUCUGCAACAAAUGGCCAGGAAGCGGUUAGAUUGAUUGAUUCGGAGUUUAAAUUGUUAAAUAAUGUAUAUUCAAGUUUAUCUAGUUCAGAUAUAGAACAAAUAAAUUCCCACAGAAUUUCGUUGAUUUUAACAGAAUGUAACUUACCAAUAAUGACAGGUUUUGGUAUUUCACAAGUAAUUAGGGCAAUGGGACCGCCAGUUUCAAAUAUACCAAUUGUUGUCUUGACUGCUUUACCUAUAGAAGAAAUACAAAAUAAAUGUAUCGAGUCAGGAAUAAAUGAUUACCUCGCAAAACCUCUUAAAAAUGAAGAGCUUGAAAAAGUUCUAACUAAAUGGAUUGUUGAGAAUUAG
Messenger RNA from Dentiscutata heterogama, 423 nucleotides. The record is from the annotation of a GenBank genome assembly. Lineage: Eukaryota; Fungi; Glomeromycota; Glomeromycetes; Diversisporales; Gigasporaceae.